GGCUGAGGUCUGAGCCAAUGACGUUCCUUCUUGUAGGGAGACUGGCUGGUAGAUGACAUUCGUUUGUUCCAUGCUUGUGUCGACUCUGUUUUUGUUAAAUAUUUCAAAAUGAACGUUGUUCUGUGGACCUUUUCUCGACUGCGUGGAAUAACCCACGUAAGCAGGUUCCCUACAGGGGAUCUCACAGGAACUGGAACUUCUCACCUUAGAUUAUUCAGCCACUGGAUUGUGUCCAGCACAGCUGCAAAACCUCAGAUUUCUAGACUCCCCACACCACUUUCUUCACAAGCAGAGGGCUCUGAAACGUUUCAGCAACUUCCCUGGCAAUAUCAGCAAGUACGCACCCGGAAAAGAGGCACGGAGUAUCAGCCCAGUAACAUCAAACGUAAAAGAACCCAUGGCUGGAUCAAGAGGGUCAGCUCACAAGGUGGCAUCGAGGUGAUUCUGCGGCGUAUGCUGAAGGGACGAAAAUCACUCACACACUGAACGUUCUCGGGACUUCUACAAGACGAACGAGGACGGAGUGCUGGCUGGUCAAACGUGGGAGUUUCUCAGAUGUCACGGUGAACAUGUGCGUGGUUCCACAGUGGCGAGAGGAGACUGGGAGCUGACUUGUGCUGGUGGCGGUGCCCACCCACCACAACGCUUAAGUCAAAAUAGUUAAAUGUUGUUAUACCCUUUUUUUUGUUAAAUCAUUUGGUCAAAAACUAAAUGUCUAAUAAUAAAUUAUUUAUGAAAUCA
Molecule: messenger RNA, 741 nt
Organism: Melanotaenia boesemani (Boeseman's rainbowfish)
Lineage: Eukaryota; Metazoa; Chordata; Actinopteri; Atheriniformes; Melanotaeniidae
Gene: mrpl34
Product: mitochondrial ribosomal protein L34
Exons: 2
Coding region: 109-486 (125 amino acids)
Biological process (GO): translation
Cellular component (GO): mitochondrial large ribosomal subunit; ribosome
Molecular function (GO): structural constituent of ribosome
Source: RefSeq, a predicted model, not a curated record